Messenger RNA from Cuscuta campestris, 2533 nucleotides. The record is from the annotation of a GenBank genome assembly. NCBI's taxonomy places the organism in Eukaryota, Viridiplantae, Streptophyta, Magnoliopsida, Solanales, Convolvulaceae.
UUUUAAUAUUUUCAUGUUUUAUUCUUAUUUAAAGUGAUUUCUUAACUUUUUAUAUACUUUUAAAUGAUGUAAUUUAUAUUUUUUUUAUUUCUAUACAAGUUUGUAAUUAAAAUAAUUUAAAGAGUCGUAAGAUUUCACACGUUGUUCGUAGUGUGGCAUUCAUUAUGGGAUCGGGGGAAGUAUCAAAAUAAAUUUUUAUUCAUCUUUUAAGUAGAUUCAUUCAUUCUUUUACUACUAUCGCGCUUAUUAGUGGGCCUAGCUUAAGCCCAUAAGUUUUAAAGUUCGAGGGCCAGACCCGAUAUAUAUCCCAUCAGGCGAGUUGGACUCCAGACUUAAUAAACAAGGGGAUGCUUAAUUCUAAACUUGUUUAGUAAAAACCCACACGAGGAAAACGAGAGGAAAACCAUAACAAGAAAAUAGUACUCGGUGCAUGUCACCCCAUGAACCGAGGUAAGUACUCAUGCGGGCCGAACCGGAUUUCAGGCCGGGCCAAAAUUCUAUAUUACGGGGAAAAAUUGGAAACCCAAGCACGGCACUCUCGAGUACAUGCGGGCUUGGGACCGCCGCACUCACAUCGAAAUUUAGUUUUUUAUUUGUGAAAUUUGCACUAAAUAAGACUAAAACAUAAUGACUUUUCAAAUGUAGGACUUGAACUUUUUUAUUCUCUAAAUAGGACUUAAUAAUGACCUAGUGGAAGGAAUAAUGUCCAGUAAUGAUGGACAUUUAAUUGAAUAAUGACUACUUGAUAAUAACCAAAGGUCCUAUAUUGGGAAAUAAAAACAUAUGGUCCUAUAUUAGAAAAAUCAUUAUGUUUUAGUCUUAUUUAAGUAAAUUUCUCUUUUUAUUUUUAAAAAUUGAAAAUGCUAUAGAGUUUGGUGCAUAAAUAUUUAGGCCCGGGGGGUUGUUCUGUACACAGAGACUGAAUCUCUUCUCAUGGAGCUGCUGCUUUCUUGGUUGGUAGCUUAACUGAUUAAUGUAUACAUAUAAUAUAGAGCAUCAUUGAAGCAUGCCUGCACCCAAAAAGCACCCCCAUCAACACUCAUUCUUCUCAAGUCACCUUUCAAAGCAAAAGCUAAUGAAGCUAUUGGGGCUCGCCGCAUCUUCCUCUUCGGCUCUCUCUCACGCCGAUCUCUCUCUCUCACGCUGUGCUUCACUGCCGGCGAACCUCCUCCCUUCUUCCACCAUGGCAGACAAAGCAGAGAGUGAAAUCACAUCUCAAGACAUCACCUCCAAAUCUCCCCACCUUGCCUUCACCACCAUCUCCAACGUAAAACUUCAUGUUCCUAUUCAACUCAGUUUCUCACAACCCAAUUACAAAAAGUGGAGUCGAUUAUUUCUCCUCCUGGUUCGCCGUUUCAACCUCCACAGGUACCUCGACGGCUCCGUCGUUCCCACCUCUGACGACGACGAUGAAUGGUUCCAACUAGACGCUCUUCUCCAGGGUUGGAUCCUCUCUACCAUCACCGACGAAGUUUCAGAUCUCGUCAUCUCCUCCACCACCUCAGAAGCUUCUCUCUGGAAGUUCUCCAGAUGCUACGCGGCUUGCCGGAGGAUCUUCAGGCUCAAACCUCUUUUCUUCAGUUUCAAGAUCCGCUGCCUACGUUUCUUCAAGCCCGAUCGGCCCUUCUCCUGUUGGAGCGGCAACGCACGCCCCUGGACACUCACAGCUCCACCGCCCUUGUUGCCCGAUCGGGUGGACUUCCUCAUUCUGGGGGCUACGGCGGACCUCAAACGCCGCAGGGCAGCGGGUAUGGCGAAGGCUCCUCGGGACAGCGCACUAGCUAUGGACGAGGCCACGGACGUGGCGGUGGAAACCGGGGCCGAGGUCGCGGUCGUGGCGGCUUCAACGGAUCGCGGCAACGACCACCCACCGACGGCUAUCAUACUUGGAACUCACCCAACCCGAAUCCCAACCCGGGGCUGCUAGGUCCUCGGCCUACCCCCUCCCCUCACCCAUAUCAAGCCUAUGCCUACAACACUACAACCCCACCUCUCCCCACCCCACACCCGUACCCUUCCCCCCACCCAACNCACACCAAACAUACCCCGACACUCCAACCCCCAACCCCACGGCCCUAGCCAACUAUUUUGACACAAUGUCCCUCCGUGAGCCCACUUGGUUUAUGGAUACCGGUGCUUCUCAUCACAUCUCAUCUGACCCAGGUACUAUUUCUCAUGUCUCUUCUCAAACUUUACAUUCACCACUAUAUAUCACUGUUGGAUCGUCGGACGGGAACCGUGAUGCAUCGGUCCAAUAAUGCAGGCCCCUUAUACCCUAUCGACCGCACAGCUCCUGCCCAUGCUCACGUCGCUGCCGUUGAUCCUCAAACUUGGCACCGGCGUCUAGGUCAUCCAAGCCCUGCAGUUCUCCGUGGCGUCUCGCACCUUCUUCCUCAUUUUACAAAUUAUUCUCAUACUUUAUGUCAUGCAUGUCAACUGGGAAAGCAUGUUCGCCUCCCAUUUUAUAACUCUAGUCGUGUUUCUUAUUUUCCUUUUCAGUUACUACAUACAGACUUAUGGCAAUCUCCUGUUC